Molecule: messenger RNA, 4367 nt
Organism: Zingiber officinale
Lineage: Eukaryota; Viridiplantae; Streptophyta; Magnoliopsida; Zingiberales; Zingiberaceae
Product: protein TONSOKU-like
Exons: 20
Coding region: 105-4181 (1358 amino acids)
Biological process (GO): response to DNA damage checkpoint signaling; epigenetic regulation of gene expression; meristem structural organization
Cellular component (GO): nucleus
Molecular function (GO): protein binding
Source: RefSeq, a predicted model, not a curated record
UUCGGCGGGAAUCGCACUGGCGCUCGUUCUCUUCUCUCGCUCGUCCUCUUUCGCGACGAUCGAUAGACAUCAAAAACCUAAGCGGAGGAAUCGGAAGAGGAGCGAUGGGAAAAGGAGAGCAAGAGGAGCUGCGGGAGGCGAAACGGGGGUACAAGGAGGCGGCGAGAGUGGGAAAUCGCGAGGAGGAGGCACGGUGGGCGAACGAGAUCGGGGACAUCCACAAGCGGCGAGGGGAGUACAUUGAGGCCCUCCGUUGGCUUCGCAUAGACUACGAGAUCUCCUCCAAGCACCUACCUCAGAAACAGCUCCUUCCUACCUGCCAGUCGAUCGGAGAGGUUUACCUCCGCCUCAAUCGCUUGAAAGAAGCCCUCGUCUACCAGAAGAAGCAUUUGCAACUCGCCAAGGAUUCUGACGACCUUAUUGAGCAGCAAAGAGCUAGCACACAACUUGGUCGAACUUACCAUGAGAUAUUUACAGAAACUGAAAGUGACCAUAAUGCACUGAGAAAUGCAAAGAAGUAUUUCAAAUCAGCCAUGAAACUUGCACGUACUCUCAAAGAGAAUCCUACUUGCAUGAAAUCUGGUUUCUUUCUUAAGGAGUUUAUAGAUGCUCAUAAUAACAUUGGUAUGCUUGAAAUGGAUCUUGAUAACUAUGAAGCAGCAGAAAAGAUGCUUCUUCAAGGUCUAAAGAUUUGUAAUGAGGAGGAGGUUGGUGAAUAUGAUGAUGCGCGAAGUAGGCUUCACCACAAUCUUGGAUAUCUUUAUACUGAACUGCGUGAGUGGGGUAAAGCUAGAGAGCAUAUUGAAAAGGAUAUCUUAAUUUGUAAGAAGAUUGGUCACCUUCAAGGUGAAGCAAAGGGCUUUAUCAAUCUUGCAGAGUUACAUCAUCGAGUUCAGAAGCAUGGUGAUGCAAUCCGUUGCUAUGAAACAGCAUUAGAUACUGCCAGACAUUUGGAAGAUGAGGAUGCACUUGUUAAUCAGAUCAAGCGGAAUAUUGAGACUGUAAAAAAAGCAUCUAAGGUGCUUGAGGAGUUGAAGAAAGAUGAACAGAAGCUUAAAAGGUUGAUGAGGAUCAUAUGUGAUGCACGAGGUUCAGCAAAUGAGAGAAAACAUCUCUUAGAGCAAAACAUUUUGCUUGAUGGUCUGAUUGAAAAGGCUUGUAUGAUAUUUGCAUGGCCAAAACAUCUAGAGUUUGCUAAACGGAAGAAAAACGUUGCAAGUGAACUUUGUGAUAAGGAAAAGCUAAGUGAUUCCUAUCUGGUAAUUGGAGAGUCAUACCUGAAACUUAGGAACUUUUGCAAGGCACGAAAAUGGUACAUGAAAAGUUGGAACGUGUACAGGUCAAUUGGGGACUUGGAGGGACAAGCACUGGUCAAGAUAAACAUUGGGCAGGUUUUGGACACUUCUGGUGACUGGGCCAGUGCACUGGAGGCAUUCAAGGAGGGUUACAGAAUUGCAGUUCAAGGCAAGCUGUUGUCUGUACAGAUGACUGCACUUGAUAACAUGCACUAUAGUCACAUGAUUAGAUUUGAUAAUGUUGAUGAAGCCAGGAAAUUGCAGCUUGACAUUCAGAAUUUAAAGUCAUUACUAAAAGAAGGUGUCUUAAAUGACCAGCAUAGUGAUUAUUGCUCUGAAACAGAAACAGGUGGCAAUUCGCCUGAAAGUAACUGCCACAUAUCUGCGUCACAAACUUCUAGUGAUUCUUCUACAAGCAUACCUAGUCUUCCUGGCCAUGUCGAGGAAUUUGAUGAAGAUGCUCCUCUGGCAUCACUUGUCUGUUUGAGUAAGAAUUCAAGAAAGACAAAAACCUCUCGGUCAGAUCCUCAUGUUGUUAGAGCUAAUAUCACAUCUGGCAUUGUACAAGAUUUUUCCAGAGGUUUAAGUAACUCAUGCGAUGAUCAACGGCGAGUUGGUCGUAAACGUGUUCGUGUUGUUAUUUCUGAUGAUGAAGUUGAUGAUUCUGAAAUGAUGAAUGGCUCUAAGAGGACACCACAUAGAAGUUCACUCAACGAUGCUGACAUGAUGAAUGGCUCUACAAGGAAACUACAUAGACAGUCCACUAACUACAUGACUCCUGAAAAAGGCAAGAGAAAGAAACUUGAUUCAACUUGUAAUUUGUUGAGUGGAUUGAACAUUAAUAAACAGUCUCAGGACCUUCCUCAAAGUUCAGAUUCCAGAGAUAUACUUAGUGCCUCUAUGCCUAUUCAUAUUGAAGAAAGUAUUUGUUCUUUUAAAUGCAAAAGUCCCAUUUUUGUGGCUGAUAAUGGUGUAGACGUUGGUUCUCUAAGUGAUGUUGGAGUACCUAUUGCAUCAAAAUCUGCACCUAGUGAGUCCAGGCUGAAUGGAUAUCCAGUACCUGUUAGGUUUCAACAAAGCCAAGAUGGUGCAUGCUUUGAUCCUUUGGUAAAUAAUCAUCAUAUAAUCAAAUUUAAACUUGGACAUGACACACUCUGUGUUGAUUUAAGUCCUUGCAUAGAAGAUGACAAGUUAAAUAUUGAACUUGUGAAAGUUGAAGUUGCUUGUUCAUACUUUCUUCAGCUGCUCGAGCAAAAAAGGUCCAAAGGUUUACUGCCUGUGAUUGGAUGCCUGAAGAACUCUGGAACAGUGCUAUGUUCUUCAGAACCAGUUGUAGAUUUUGAGCAUCAUGUUAGUGAAGAUGUCAUGAUUGAAGUGGUUGUCGAUGAAUGGGUUCCAAAACGCCUUAUGAAGUCAUAUAUUGAUAGUUGUGAGAAAUUAUCUGAGCCAGCCAAUAUGCACCUGCUAAAGAAAUUGUAUAACUUGGAGGUUUCUGAGGAUGAAGUAAUAAUAUCUGACUGUGGAUUGCAAGAUGUGUCAAUAUCACCUUUUCUAAAUGCACUUCAAGCACAUAAAACACUUGCAGUAUUGGACAUUUCUCAUAAUUCGUUGGGCAAUGAGACUAUUGAGAAAAUUCAACAAAUAUUCAAUUCAUCAAACCAAAAAUAUGGGGGCUUGACACUAGAUUUGCAUUGUAAUCGGUUUGGUCCAACUGCAUUAUUCCAGAUAUGUGAAUGCUCAGUUUUAUCUGCUCGUUUAGAAGUCCUCAAUCUAUCUGGCAAUCGCCUAACAGAUUCAUGCAGUUCAUAUCUCUCUGCUAUAUUAGAGAACUGCAAGGUACUUUUUAGUUUGAACAUAGAACAAUGUUCUAUAACAUCCAGAACAAUCGAGAGAGUUGCUGCUGCAAUAAGUUUUGAUUCUGUCCUUUCUCAUCUUUCAAUAGGUAAAAACAACCCAAUAUCCGGAAAUGCAAUUGUUAGUUUAUUAACCAAACUUCAGUCCCUGAAAAGAUUUUCUGAACUCAGUCUCAGUGGCAUAAGAAUAAACAAGCCUGCAAUUAACAGUCUUUGCCAACUUGCUCAAUCAUCAAGUUUAACUGUUUUGAAGCUUGGUGGAACUUAUAUUGGAUCUGAUGGAGUAAUAAAGCUAAACGAAACCGUAGGUACUGGGCUUCAAGAAUUGGUGAGGUUGGAUCUGUCAUACUGUGGACUGAAAUCUCAUGAUUUUCCAAGAGUUUGCCAAAAUCUCAUUCUACUUGGUGGUAUUCUUGAGCUGAAUAUUGCAGGGAACUCCAUUGGUCAAGAGGGUUGCAAUGCUCUGCGAUCAGCCCUCAUUGACCCUGGAUGCAGCCUCGAGUCUCUUAUUCUUGAAAAUUGUCAGCUUGGGCUGGAAGGAAUUAUCAGAAUAAUUCAGGCAUUAGCAGAUAAUGAAUCAUUGGAAGAGCUCCGUCUAGCUGAGAACACCAAUUCAUUCACGGAGACAACUUUGCUGAACUCCGAUGCAGCUGAAACUACAAAUGCUAUUUGUGAAGUAAAUAAUGAGAACGAUGGACUUGAAGUCGCAGAUAGUGAAGAUGAGACAACCAGAGAGGAGCGUCCAAUCUUGUCAGGCCCUGAUGCAAGUUGUGCGAGUUCAUGCCAAAGGAACUCAUUCAUGGAUCAACAUAUUCAAGAUAUCUGCGAAGCUAUUAUUUCUUCACGGAAUCUACAACUACUCGAUCUCAGUCGAAACAAGUUCUCAGAAGAAGCUAUAGAUACAAUGUAUGCAGCAUGGUCAUCAUCCAGAUGCGAUGUGAAGGGUAGUAAGCAUGUUGGCAAGGAUGUAGUCCACUUUUUCGUGGAUGGAUCAUAUUGUUGCGCCAAAAAACCCUGCUGCAGAAGGGAUUAGAGCUGAGAGUCAUCCUUGGAUAGAGAAGCUGUUUUGUUCUUCGAAUCCUUUUUUAUCCUUUGCAGAAUAUACAAUUAUUUAUCCACCUGUAUCUUUUCCAUUCAAGUGAAUCCACAAGUUCUGAUCCAAGGGAAUUAUCAUACUGUUGAUUUCUUCCACGGUAAUAUAAAUUGAGCUUUAAAUUUA